ACUCAAAAUCUUUUUGUGUCCCGCAAGUCUGUUCUGACAUGCUAAGCGUAAUCUCCACCGUUACUUUAGCUUCAGGCACCUCCUGACUUUUACGGACCGGAAGAGUCAUCUCAUCAAAAUAGCUCGGUGGGCACUUCCGGAAGUGAUACAUCGGGUUCCGGGAGAGUGCUGGCGGGAGAGGAGAACGGCAGCGAUUGACGCGGCAGGUAGAGGAUGAAGAAAAGCCUUACCAUCAAGAGUGUCAUUCUCCCACUUCCUCAGAAUGUGAAAGACUAUUUACUGGACGAUGGGACUCUGGUGGUUUCAGGAAGGGAAGAUCCACCAACAAGUUCCCAGCCAGACAGUGAUAAUGAAGCAGAAGAAACACAGUGGUCUGAUGAUGAGAGCACAGCCACACUUACGGCACCAGAGUUUCCUGAGUUCACCACUCAAGUCCAGGAAGCUAUCAAUUCGCUCGGGGGUAGUGUCUUCCCUAAGCUUAAUUGGAGUGCCCCAAGGGAUGCAUACUGGAUAGCAAUGAAUAGUUCUUUGAAAUGUAAAACCCUCAGUGACAUCUUCCUGCUUUUCAAGAGUUCUGAUUUCAUCACUCGUGACUUCACACAGCCAUUCAUCCAUUGUACUGAUGAUUCUCCAGAUCCUUCUAUAGAAUACGAGCUUGUCCUCCGAAAAUGGUGUGAAUUAAUUCCUGGGGCUGAAUUCCGAUGUUUUGUCAAGGAAAACAAGCUUAUUGGUAUUUCUCAGCGGGACUACACGCAAUACUAUGAUCAUAUUUCUAAACAAAAAGAAGAAAUUUGCAGAUGCAUUCAAGACUUUUUCAAGGAACACAUCCAGUAUAAGUUCUUAGAUGAAGACUUUGUGUUCGAUAUAUACAGAGACAGUAGGGGGAAGGUGUGGCUGAUUGACUUUAAUCCAUUUGGGGAAGUCACAGACUCACUGUUGUUUACUUGGGAAGACCUGACAUCUGAGAACAACCUAAGAGGUGACUUCGGUGAAGGGGCUUCUCAGGGGCAGGAUUCUCCAGCUUUCCGAUGCACAAACAGUGAGGUCACAGUGCAGCCCAGCCCCUAUCUGAGCUACCGACUGCCCAAGGACUUCGUGGAUCUCUCCACCGGGGAAGACGUUCACAAGCUCAUAGAUUUUCUUAAGCUGAAAAGAAAUCAGCAAGAGGAUGACUGAAUGCUGCUUUGAGAAUAAGUAGAAGGGAGAACACAGCUACUCCAGUGAUCCAGACUAGAUGGGGUGGACAGUAUGCAAAAUCAUCAGUUUUUAUAUUCAUGUAUAUUCACUUGGGAAAAGAUGGAAGGACUUUGGUACUUGUAAAAAGAAUAAAUAGAUCUUAAACAUAA
Molecule: messenger RNA, 1346 nt
Organism: Cricetulus griseus (Chinese hamster)
Lineage: Eukaryota; Metazoa; Chordata; Mammalia; Rodentia; Cricetidae
Source: RefSeq, a predicted model, not a curated record